AAAAAUAAGAAAUGUACUAAAACAUCGCCUCAAUUUAAAACUAGUUAAAUGGCAUAAUAAUGUCGUGAUAACAAUGAUAAAAAAUGCACUGCCCCAGACACUGCCAGUAGUCCUACAAAUCUUAGAAAAUCUGACUUUGAAGUACAAGAAAGCCCAUUGAUAGAGAUAUGCGUACGCCAAAAAAGUGAGAAAGAGAAAGAGAGAGCAAUGUCUUCCAACUAAAAACCCGAUAUAAAUAAAAGAUAUAUGCUUUUUGGUUAACGUAAACGAAUCCCUAGUCUGGUUCAGAUCAGCUAUGAACUUAAUAUAGUUAUGUUAUCGAAAAUCUGGAACCAAACUAAAGUAAAGCGAAAAUCCUGGCCUCACAAGUUAGUACGGAGAGAAAAAGUAUCCAAUUUUUUUUAAUUAUGGCGGGGACUCAGGGACAGAUUGAUGUAUUUUCCAAACCCGUCUGACGAAAUUGUAACCACCCAAACGUAACGGUCGGGCAAACAAAUCAACGGACUCGGAGCAAGGAAGGGUAAAUCGCAAUUUCUAAUAAGAGAGAAAGAAUAUAAAGGUAAAAAUUUUAAUACUUUCCGAGAAUAACAUGCGCACGUACGCACAAUGAUGCAUACAAUGUGUAGGAAAAGAUAAUUGAAAUUUAUAUAUAAAUUAUUGAAAAAUUACGCAAACCGGUGUCUUAAUGGUUUUCAACAGCAUGUCGGCCUUUUUUCAAUUGCUCUCAUCAAUUAUUUAUGUAAUCGGCCUUCUAGUGACUGUCUUAUAUCUGUACGCGAGUUUCAAAUCACUGAUUAGUAUUUUGAAAGCAAUAUUGGAGCCAUAUUUCCAACCAGAGUUACCACACAAUUUGAUCGACAAAUUCGGUAAAUGGGCAGUAAUUACGGGCGCUACAGAUGGUAUUGGUAAAGAGUACGCGAAAGAGUUGGCUAAACAAGGCCUUAAUGUGGUUUUAAUAUCACGUACAAAGGAAAAACUUGUUGCGGUAACUGGCGAAAUUGAAAACUCGUAUAAAGUUAAAACUAAAUGGAUUGUAGCGGAUUUUUCUAAAGGCAAGGAAAUUUACGAACACAUCAGACAAGAGCUAACUGGUAUACCAGUGAGCAUAUUAGUUAACAAUGUUGGGCGCAUGUACGAUUACCCGGACGAAUUGUGUAAGCAACCGGAAAAUCUACUUUGGGAUAUCAUCAAUAUAAACGUGGGCGCUGUCACCUUAAUGUCCCGUCUACUAAUACCGGAAAUGAAGAAACAAGGCAAAGGUGCUAUAGUUAAUAUAUCAUCGGGCUCGGAAUUGCAACCGAUGCCAUUAAUGGCUGUUUAUGCAGCUAGCAAACGUUACAUAAAAUCUCUGACGUUAGCUAUGGCCCAGGAAUUGUCAGAGUAUAACAUUGUCGUGCAAUGUGUAACACCGAUGUUUUUGGUCACCAAAAUGAAUCAAUAUUCGGCAACAAUAAUGAAAGGCAAUCUACUAAUACCACAAGUACAGACUUUUACUCGGUCGGCAGUCUUCACUUUGGGUAAAACCGUUGAGACCACUGGUUACUGGUCGCAUGGUAUACAGUACUUUUUUCUAAAAUUAGUUCCCGACUGGUUAAGCGUGCACAUCGUCCAUUUUAUAACCAAGCAAAUGCGAAAAGAAUACUUAAGGGCGCAAGCUGCAAACAAAGAUAGCUGAAGCGCAUGUGUUAUGACAUAUGUACAUGGAUGAGUUUUAUCAUCGAUGCGCUAAA
Messenger RNA from Glossina fuscipes, 1730 nucleotides. Its product is annotated as inactive hydroxysteroid dehydrogenase-like protein 1. Bases 686 to 1675 code for a protein of 329 amino acids. The record is from RefSeq and is a predicted model, not a curated record. Lineage: Eukaryota; Metazoa; Arthropoda; Insecta; Diptera; Glossinidae. Gene Ontology annotation, cellular component: endoplasmic reticulum. The transcript is spliced from 6 exons. Gene Ontology annotation, molecular function: oxidoreductase activity.